Messenger RNA from Hydatigera taeniaeformis, 1062 nucleotides. The record is from the annotation of a GenBank genome assembly. NCBI's taxonomy places the organism in Eukaryota, Metazoa, Platyhelminthes, Cestoda, Cyclophyllidea, Taeniidae.
AUGAUGUGCUCGUCUGCAAAUGUUACCGAACGUCGAUUUAUCACACGCAAGGAGUACCUUGUAUUAUUCAACAUGGGUGUUGAUUGCUAUUUUUCUGUCGGAGGCCGGCUCAUCAAUCACCCAAGCGAUGUAGAGGAUGAAGAGACUCUUGUUCAGGUUCACCCUCGCCUGCGAGGUGGAAAAGGCGGUUUUGGAUCUAUGCUGCGUGCUAUUGGUAACCAAAUUGAAAAGACGAACAACCACGAUAUGUGCAGAGACCUUUCUGGUCGUCGAAUGCGUGAUGUGAAUGCAGAAGCCAAACUCAAGGAGUGGUAUGCUAAAGCGGGAGAACGUGAACGCGCCAAGGUGGAUCGUUACCUUGAAAAACAGCGACGCCGCCGCGAGGCAUUGGAUAAGGGUCUUCUUCAUGACCACAAAUUCAACGAUCCGGAUUUUGCAAAGCGCAAAGAACACAUUUCUGCUGAACUUCAGGAUGCUGUGGAGGCAAUGCUAUCACAAGUUGUCGCUGAUGCCGCCUCCUCUGAACCCGCCAAAAAGAAGGCAAAAUUAUGGAUCGAACAACUUGAUGAGGAUGUUUCUUCAAGUAACGAUGAUGGUAGCGAUGGUAAUGAUUCUGAUGAUUCAUCCCCUCUGGAUCUGACGGAGAAGGAAGAUCACAUAGCUCCUUCAUUGGAGUCGAUAGCGAAUUCGGAAACCAAUCUUGAAUUUGUUUCCAACAAAGAAAAUGAUGAAAAGGUGACAGAACAGGUAGUUUUAACUGAGGAAGUUCUUGCUGAGUCGCAAAAUGAGGGAAAUGUGACCAUGACAAGCGAGAAAGAAGUUUCACCUGUAACAGGGAGGCCUUCGGAGGCUGUUUCUAUAACGGAUUCAGUGUUAGAUGCAGCUUCUUCGGCAGUAGAGUUGGAGUCGUAUGGUUUGGAGGUGCUGAAGCAAGCGCUUUCGUGUCGGGGAUUGAAAUGCGGUGGUACCCUUUCAGAACGCGCGAACAGACUUUUCUCAGUGCGUGGACUUGAUCCCUCCCAGUAUCCCGCAAAAAUACUGGCAAAGCCCUCAAGGAAAUGA